Molecule: messenger RNA, 1529 nt
Organism: Plectropomus leopardus (leopard coralgrouper)
Lineage: Eukaryota; Metazoa; Chordata; Actinopteri; Perciformes; Serranidae
Product: inositol-trisphosphate 3-kinase A
Biological process (GO): inositol phosphate biosynthetic process; phosphatidylinositol phosphate biosynthetic process
Cellular component (GO): nucleus; cytoplasm
Molecular function (GO): inositol hexakisphosphate kinase activity
Source: RefSeq, a predicted model, not a curated record
AUGAUGCACUGGUCGCUGCGCCGGCAGAGCUCCUGGGUCCAGCUGGCUGGACAUCGAGGUAACUUCCGGCUGAGUGAGGGAGGGGAGGUGUUGAAACUGUACAGUGAAGUGGAGGCAAAGUGCCUGGACUUCUUGAUGAGAGACCCCCUGAGACCCUUUGUCCCGCAGUACCACGGCCUGGUCACCAGAGGGGAGCAGUGCUACAUCCGACUGGAGGACCUGCUGAAUGGCCUGAGGAGGCCGGUCAUCAUGGACUGCAAGAUGGGAGUCAGGACAUACCAGGAGGAGGAGCUGAUCAAAGCCCGCUUUAAGGCCACCCUGCGGAGUGACAUGUACCAGAAGAUGGUGAAAAUAGACCCAUCAGCUCCAUCAGCAGAAGAACACGCACAGAAAGGGGUGACCAAGUGGCGAUACCUUCAGUGGAAAGAUACAACCAGUUCGACGUCCACACUGGGCCUCAGGAUAGAGGGCAUCAUGAUGGAGGACGGCAGUAUCCAGCGGGACUUCAGGAAUAUUCUGACUCCAGAUCGAGUCACGGAGGCUUUGCUUUUCUUCACCAAGAGUCAGCUAGACAUCCUGGAAGCGUAUCACUCCAGACUGCUGGCCCUGAGAGAAGCACUGAAGAAUUCUCUGUUUUUCAAAACCCAUGAGGUGAUUGGCAGCUCGCUUCUCUUUGUGCACGACCACAGCAGCAAGGCCAGCGUGUGGAUGAUAGACUUUGGGAAGACGACCCCAGUGCCUGACACAAAUCAGCUCCGACACGACGUCCCGUGGGUCGAGGGGACCAGAGAGGACGGCUACCUCAUCGGUCUGAGGUCCCUCAUCAACUCUCUGAGCGAGGCCAUCAGUGGGAGUUGUAGAUGAAGUACACCAAGGGUUGUGGUGGAGACAUUUAAAUUCAGGAUCAGGUGGACAAAAUGGCUAUUGUUACUCUUUGAACUGUCCCCUCAUUUAAUUCACUGGAAGAGACAGCAGAGGAGGAGGAGCAGGAGGAGGAUUUUUUUCUGAGGGAUCUGUCUUCAGGGGCUGAGAAAGAGGAAUGGGGGAGAACAAUUCAUCUAAAAUCCAUUGAAAUGUGAUGCUGUUGUUGUGGAGUGGUACAUCUGGCAUGUACAUACUUUAACAGUAGACAUUGUUUUGUUCUACAGAUUUUUAAAAAUUAUUUCCUAUACCCUUUUAUAAUUCAUACAGGACUAAAUCAUUUUUAUUCAUGGAGUGGUCUGUGGAAAAAAAAAACAACCUUAUCUGUGUUGCAUAUUGAGGUAAUUUGGAAACCUUGUGGCUGAACAGCAUUAUUGGUUAGGCUAUUCUAAAAAAGAUUAACCACAAAUUAAUAUAAACUUUAAGUACAUUGAUGAAAUAGAUGAGAUGGUGUUAUUAUCAAAUAUUUAUACUUUUUUUUUUUACGUAUGAUGCAGCUGAAAUGUUUUUUUUUCCUGAUCUUACACCCUGUAUACAGUGGAAAGACAAAAAACAACUUCACAUAUUAACCAGUCCAAGCUAAGUGAAAUAAACUAUAAAUGUCACCG